CAUUUGUAUUGUACAGUAUUGAGAUCAUUCGCUAGAUCAUUAGCAUCGAUAUAAAUAGCCCACUCACUCCUUGUAUAGAUAUCAUCUUCCCUCUCAAUCUAUGAUCACGCAUUGAGUCCCCUUUAGAAUAUAAAUUCCACUCAUGGGGCAUUUGUGGCUUAUUUGGUUAAAGCGCCCAGCUAGUUUCUGGCAGGCGCGGACUCGAAUUUCUUGAAUUGUAACACAGCUGUGAGGAUCAUUUCUUAAAUUCGUUCUUAUGCAGGCCAAAAUACGAUGCAUUUUGGCUAAAUUUGAAAAAAAAUAUUGCUUGCCUUUACUCGCAUGACUGGAGGGCGAGCGGAGUCAAACGAUUUAACUUGAUUUACGUAUCAGUUGUGGUUCAGUCUCCUGCUUCAAGGUUACAAAGGAGAACGUCCAGGGAUUCUUGGUUAUAUGACGCGCUUUGAUGCCGACUGGUACCUGAAGAAGGCUUUCUUUAUGGCACUGACAUGUUUCUACCCAGAUGCUGUCAUUCAUUUAGGUGAUGUAUUAGAUGAAGGAUUCGUUGCUACCGCUGAGGAAUUUCAAGAGUAUAAGACCAGACAUGAUAGGAUCUUUGAUACCCCGGCUGGAAUUUGCAGAAUUCACAUCGCUGGAGACAAUGACAUUGGAGGCGAAUCGAGCGAUAUUAUCACAAAAGGAAAAGUGGCAAGAUUUUCAGAAAACUUUGGCUCACUAGACGAUGUUAUAAAGCUCAAGAACACUUUUCAGAUGGUGAAGAUAAAUUCGGUGAGUUUACUAAGAAGGAGGCCUUUAGCAUCGGAAUGGGAUAUCUAUAACAACACAAUAGCCUUUAUUGACAAUUUGCCCUCAAGGCUUGAUCCCAACAGGAUUUCUAUUCUUAUUGGACACGUUCCGCUUAAUAAUACGAGCAGAAGUCAAAUAGUUCCAAUAAUAAAGUUAAUAGAGGCUGUUCAACCAUAUCAUGCUUUCUCAGGACAUAUUCACGAGAGAGCAACCAUCGACCACAAGAUCGGAAAAGUGACAUUUACAGAGCACGUUGUUCCAACGUGCAGCUAUCGCAUGGGGACAGAGAAGAUGAGCCUCGCAGUAGCAGUCAUCGGUGUGGAUGGCUCUAUUGUUUUCUCCGAACUACCAUUGCCCACAAGAUACCCAUAUUUAAAAGCGUAUUUAGGAAUUACAUUUGUAUUUGUUGUAUUCACACUCCAAUGGUUAAUAUCGACAAUAGUCUUUCAUUACAAAGACGGUUUUAAACGGAAGAUUGGUUUCAUUUUCAAACUUUGUCUUAAAAUGCAGUGACACUAGAUCGUUGUAAGGGUUUCUCUCCUCCCUGCCGCUUGGAGCGAAAGAAACUGGAGAGAGAGGGAGCGAAAAGAAGAAGAGAGGAAGAGAUUCCUUGGGAACGAGUUUGAAGUUUAUCCUGGUUUAUACCACAGGAAAUUUGAAAUUCACUUAGAGAAUAAUUAGAUAUGGAGCGUAGAACGCUCUUUACGGCAUGAAUCUCUUGUGCCAAUCAGCGUCAUUUUUGCGGUAGGACUGGUACUCCGAUCACAGCAAAGCUUCUGUUUUUUUUUUUUUUAUUCAUCAAAAAUUUGUUCAUCAAUGACUUUGCUUGUGCUCACUUUCAAUAACAUUAAAAACUUAUAUAUGAUCAUAAUGAGAGCCCUUACUAAGGAAUGACGCACAAGAGGUUUUCACCAUGAGACGGAGGUAGGGACAUGUUUAUUUGAGAUACUGAGGUGCAUGUAAUUAUAAAUGCUGCACCCAUUUAUGGAAUCACAUCAGGAGCCCAUCAUUUAACACACCCUUUCUGCAAGCUAAGUGUUCUGUGCAUUUAGAUACUAAGAUAUCGACAUAGUUAUACUAAAAGCUCGUCAAUGAAAACAAAGGACAAGAUGAUAUUUUCAAAA
Messenger RNA from Stylophora pistillata, 1910 nucleotides. Its product is annotated as metallophosphoesterase 1 homolog. The record is from RefSeq and is a predicted model, not a curated record. Gene Ontology annotation, biological process: GPI anchor biosynthetic process. Gene Ontology annotation, molecular function: hydrolase activity. NCBI's taxonomy places the organism in Eukaryota, Metazoa, Cnidaria, Anthozoa, Scleractinia, Pocilloporidae. Gene Ontology annotation, cellular component: endoplasmic reticulum.